AUGUCUGAACCUGAGUUAACGUUUAAAAAAAGUGUUACACUUUGUUUGUCAAUGGAAGCAGCGAACAAUGAUGUGUCUCAUUGGGAAAAACAAGAAUUGAAUUAUCAGCGAGGAAUGAAGUUUAAGCAAACCAGACAACCAUGGGGACAAGUGAAGUCAAGGAAAGCACACAGAUCAGAUUCAAUAUCCAAUAAUCAAAAGGAUUCUUCGAACAAUUCAAGUUAUGGCCGUCAUUUAAUAAAAGUUUGUAAAGCUAAAAGUAAAGCUGGUAAUGUUAAUAUACUAGAAGAGUCUAAUAUUUUAAAUGAUUUUGAAGAUUUGCAUAUUGAUAAAUUGUUUUCAUYAGAGACUGUUGAUGUAAAUUUUAUUAAACCAUUUAAUAUUAAGUUAGAUGUAAGUGGAAUUAUUAUUAAUUUUCAAAUUGACACCGGGUCUUCAAUUACAGCUUUGUCUUAUAGUGAUGCAUGUAGAGUGAAUCUUAAAUUGAAAGAUAUUCAAAAAAGUGAUAUAAGUUUAAAAGGUUAUACUGAAGGUGGUCCUCCUAUUGUYGGUAGAGAUUGGAUUGAGAAUUUAUCAUUACCUAUUAAAGGGGAAGUUUACUCACUUUCAUCAAAAACAGAAAUAAAUAUUUUUGAAGAUUUUCCUUCAGUGUUUGGAGAUGUACUUGGAUGUUAUAAACCUAAAGUGUUUAAAUUAUUUUUGAAAGAUGAAAACAUUAAACCUAUUUUCUGUAAGCCUCGUGUGUUACCUUUUGCAUUGAAAGAUAAAGUGAGUUUGGAAAUUGAUAGAUUAGUCAGUGAAAAGUUAUUAAUUCCAAUAGAGUCUUCAGAGUGGGCUACACCAGUUGUGCCUGUUUUAAAAAGUGAUGGUAAGAUUCGAUUAUGUGGCGAUUACAAGGUUACACUUAAUAAAUUUAUUAAAAUAGACAGAUAUCCUAUACCCAGAGUAGGAGAUUUAAUGGCAAUUUUGCAGGGUGCAUCCAAAUUUUGUGUUCUUGAUUURUGUCAGGCUUAUCAACAGCUUUCAUUAGAUGAGGAAUCACAAAAGUUAACAACUUUAUCUACACAUAAAGGACUUUUUGUAUUUAAACGUAUACCAUAUGGUAUAGCUUCAGCUCCUGGUAUCUUGCAGCGUGAAAUGGAAAAUAUUUUGAGAAAUAUUGAGGGUACAGUUGCUUUUUAUGACGAUAUUAUAAUAUCUGGUAAAUCUAAAGAAGAAGUUACUAAAAGACUUAGAGAAGUGUUAGAAAGAUUAUGUUCAGUAGGAUUAACAGUGAGGAAAGAUAAAUGUAAAUUGUUCCAGGAUAGUGUUACUUUUUUGGGUUAUAAAAUAGAUAAAGAUGGUUUACAUGUUCCUGAGGCUAGAGUUAAAGCUAUUACAUCAGUACCUAUACCUGGUAGUGUUACUCAACUAAAAGCAUUUUUAGGAUUAGUAACUUAUUAUGGUAAGUUCAAUAGAAAUAUGUCAACCAAAGCAAAUCCUUUGUAUAAGUUGCUUAAGAAAGAUAUACCUUUUGUAUGGGGUAAAGACCAAAAUAAAGCAUUCAAUGAAAUUAAAAGUGCUAUUUUGUCUAAGGAAAUAUUAAUUCACUAUAAUCCAAAAUGGCCUAUCAUUAUAGCUUGUGAUGCUAGUCCUACUGGUAUUGGGGCUGUAUUAUCCCAUAAAUUACCAGAURGUUCAGAAAAGCCUAUUGCCUUUACUUCCCGGACAUUAAAUAAUGCCGAACGUGCUUAUGCACAAAUAGAUAAAGAAGCUCUUGCUAUAGUUUAUUCAGUUAAGUAUUUUCAUCAAUAUGUAUAUGGUCGUAUUCCUGUCAUGAUAGCAAAUCGGUUACAGCGGUAUGCAAUAUUCUUAUCUGGCUAUAAUUAUGAAAUACAAUUUGUAAAAGGUAUAAAUAAUGGUAAUGCUGAUGCAUUGUCAAGACUUCCUUUAGAUAUUACUGAUCAAUUUUCAAUUGAACAAGGAUUAUUAUUUUGGGGACAUCGUUUAGUAAUACCGUCUAAAUUUCGGACUGAAUUACACAGCACUCACUUAGGUACUGUUAAAAUGAAAAGUGUCGCUCGUUCUUUUAUUUGGUGGCCUGGAAUUGAUAUAGAUAUUGAAGGUAUUACAAAAAGAUGUGAACUUUGUUUGAUUCAUAGUGAGAAUCCUCCAAAGGCAGUUCUCCAUAGUUGGCCUUGGCCUGAUGGUCCAUCUAUUAGGGUUCAUUUGGAUUUUUUAGGUCCUGUUAAUAAAAGAAUGGUUCUUGUGAUAAUAGAUGCUUUUUCAAAAUGGGUGUAUGUGAAAUUUAUGCCUAAUAUAACUACUUUUUCAACUAUUAAAAUUUUAAGAGAAUAUUUUGCUUAUUGGGGCAUUCCUGCUAAACUUGUGACUGAUAAUGGUCCAUCUUUAUGUUCUAAAGAGAUGGAAGAUUUUUUACUAAAAAAUAGAGUUUUUCAUAUUAAAACUUCAUCUUAUAAUCCUGCAUCAAAUGGCGCAGCUGAAAAUCUUGUUCGUACGUUCAAAAUUUUUAUAAAAAAAUGUAACCCUAAUUCUGACAUUGAAGUUGAUGUAUAUAGAUUUGUUAUGUCGUAUAACAGCACUAAACAGUGUUCUACAGGGGUUACUCCUGCAGAAUUACACAUUGGGCGUAUYUUGCCAACUCAGUUCGAUAGAUUAAUUCCUUUUGCUAAGAAUAAUUAUAACAAGUGUUUGGAAAAUGCUAAACAUGUUUUUAGAGGAGUUAGUGAAAAUAAACCAGUAAUUGAAAGUAUUAUUGAGGAAGGAGGAAAAGUUAGUACUGAGGUAGAGAAUACUAAGUCUGAUGUUAUUGAAGUUAAGCCAGAAGUCACACAGGUUAGGAAGAGUGAUAGGAUUAUUAAAAAACCUCAAAAGUUAAAUUUGUAA
Molecule: messenger RNA, 2886 nt
Organism: Diuraphis noxia (Russian wheat aphid)
Lineage: Eukaryota; Metazoa; Arthropoda; Insecta; Hemiptera; Aphididae
Source: RefSeq, a predicted model, not a curated record